Messenger RNA from Haemorhous mexicanus (house finch), 1759 nucleotides. RefSeq lists its product as uncharacterized. The transcript has 3 exons. The record is from RefSeq and is a predicted model, not a curated record. NCBI's taxonomy places the organism in Eukaryota, Metazoa, Chordata, Aves, Passeriformes, Fringillidae. Gene Ontology annotation, biological process: immune response; antigen processing and presentation. Bases 1 to 999 code for a protein of 332 amino acids. Gene Ontology annotation, cellular component: MHC class II protein complex; membrane.
AUGUCCUCCAUCCUCAUCCCACACUGGGAGAUGUCUGCUGUCCUCAUCCCAUGCCAUGGGAGCUUGGCCAUCCUCGUCCCACACAAGGAGACAUCCACCAUCCUCGUCCCACUCCGGGAGAUGUCCACUGUCCUUAUCCCAAUCCGCAGGAGCCUCGCUGUUGCAUUCCCACACCACGGGAUGUUUGACCUCGUCUCCCAGAACAAGCCCGUGGCCAAUCGCUCCCCAGCAGUGGCGGGAGCCAAUGAGAGCGCGCGGCGCUGCCGAGCCCGCCCCGCUCCGGACUGGUGCUCCCAGCGCAGCGCGGCUGCUUCGGGGCUGCGGCCCCUGCCCGGCGCUGGCCGUGGGGCGAGGGGCGGCAGCCGGGGCCGGACUGGUGGCACUGGUGGUGCUGGGAGCCCGCCCGGCUGCGGGCGCGGAGAUCUCGGGGGUGUUCCAGGGGAUGAGAUUGAAGAGUGUCACUUGUUGAACGGCACGGAGAAGGUGAGGUUCGUGGAGAGGUUCAUCUACAACCGGGAGCAGUUCCUGAUAUUGGACAGCGACGUCGGGGUGUACGUGGGGUUCAUCGCCUAUGGGGAGAUGAAUGCCAAGCGCUCUAACAGGCACCCGGUUCACAUGGAGUACUACCGGGCUUUGGUGGACACGCAGUGCUGGCGAAACUACGAGCUUUAUGCCCCGUUCACAACGGUGGAGCGCCGAGGGGAGCGCGGGGCAGAGCGCGUCCCCUCGGGCCCUGCCCUGCCAAUGACCCUGGAGCUCCUGAAAUUCCCAGUAUCCCUCGAGUCUGGGAAUCGCCCCAGAGGCCGCAGCCCUCCUUGUGUCCAUCACCGCGACAUCCUCUCCCACCCAGUGACCCCCCCGUGGCUCCUCCAGCCCAUCCCAGUCCAUCCCGGUCACUCCCAGUGCUCCGCGGCGCGUGCAUCUCGGUCGAGCGUGGAGAUAACGCCUCUCAGCCAAUCACAGCUCGUCCCUCCGAUGACCCAUCUGUUGCUAGGAUGAUCCGCAGAUCCGAGUGCCCCGAGCUGGACUCGGCCUCGCAGCGCCGCGCACGUCAUUGCCAGUUCCAUCCCAGUCCAUUCCCAGAUCCCUCCCAGUGCCACCGCAGUCCCUCCAACUCCCUCCCAGUCUAUUCGCAGUCUAUUCCCAGUCCACUCUCCGACUUCCACGCUCUCUCCCAGUGCCGAGUGCCCCUCCCACCUUUCUCAGUGCCACUCCAGUCCCUCCCAGUUCAUUCCCAGACCAUCCCAGUCCUUCCCAGUUCCAACCAGCCCCUCCAAGUCAAUUACCAGUCUAUUACCAGUCUAUUCCCAGUUAACGACAAGACUUCCACCGUCUCUCCCAGUACCCUCCAUCCUCUCCCACCUCUCUCGGUGCCACUCAACUCCCUCCCAGUCCAUUCCCUGUCCCUCUCCACCCCACUAAAGCCCUCCCCUCUCCCAGUGCUCCCCAGCUGAUUCCAGUGUGUCCCCACUCUCUCCCUCUCACAGUGCCCCCAGUGUGUCCAUCUUGCUGGUGCCCUCGAGUUCCCAGCCCGGCCCCGGCCGCCUGCUCCGCUUCGUCAUGGAUUUCUACCCUGCCCACAUCCAGGCGAGGUGGUUCCAGGGCCAGCAGGAGCUCUCAGACCACAUGGUGGCCACAGACAUGGUCCCCAACAGGGACUGGACUACCAGCUCCUGGAGCUGCUGGAAACCCCCACCCCCAGGGCAGGCUCACCUACACCAGCCAGGUGGAGCACGUCAGCCUGGAGCACCCCUUGAGC